UCGUCUCUGAUGAUGCGGAUGAUGUGUGCACUUUUUGAGUGGGCCAGCCAGGGCAGGCAGUGAUCUUUGAAGGAGUUUCCUGCACACCAGCUGCCCGUCGCCCAUGCACGCUAAUUGGCCCAUGUUUUCCUCUGGCUCUCUGGGCUGAGGCUCGUCACACCUAAGGAGGAGAGGCGACCGUGAGGAACAGACCACCGCCUCACAGCUCACUUCAGCUCAGUUGAAAUGGUAUCACAGAGAGACCAGGAUUAGAUAGUGGAGCAGAGACGAGCUGGUCAGACGUAAGGAGAGGAGAGACAACCAGCGAAGAACAAAAUCCCCACUCCGAGCGUAACUCAUUUCAACACGGACUAGACAGAUCACCAAGUUCAACUCAGCCCAGUUCAAUCAGGACCGCAGGGGGCUGGGAGCAGGACUUGGACAGCUUUGGGCAGAACCAGGAACAGGACCAACUCGACCUGGCUGAAACAGGACCGGACAAGACCAGGGACGACACUUCUGCAGCACAGAGGACUCCUUACCUUAGUUUCUUCCAGGAUCAAUAACGUUUCUCUAGUCUCUAGUCUCUAGUCUGGUUGGGUCAAGUCGGGCUGUGGUCCGGACCAGGAUACUGUAGCACAGUGGACAGACCAGCACCAGCACCAGCGAGGUCGCGGGACCAGACAGGUCAGCACUGUUCGGGCCAUGGAUAAAGGUGCUUGGGUCCUGGAGCUCCUGGGCGUGUUCUUCUGCAUCCUGGCCUGGCUGGUGCUGCUGUCUACCACCAUGAUGUCCCAGUGGCUCACGCUCUCCACAGACCUGCUGCCUGCCGAGAGCUACGAGCUGGGGCUGUGGGAGACGUGCGUGGUGCAGGAGGUGGGCAUAAUGGAGUGUUCGCCGUACGACAGCCUCCUGGGCCUGCCGCCCGACAUCCGGCUCGCACGCAUCCUGAUGUGUGCCGCCGUGGCCACAGGGCUCCUGGCGUUCGCCUUCGCCGUGCCCGGCAUGCACGUGGUCAACAGCUGCCAGGGCACCGAGACGCUGCAGGCAAAGCGGGCGCUGAAGAUGCUGGCGGGUAUACUGUGCCUGGCCACUGGCGUCCUGGACAUCAUCCCGCCCUCCUACAUCGCACACCUGACCGUGCUGAGGUUCUUCGACGAGUCCGUGCCGGAGGUGGUGCCCAGGUGGGAGUUCGGGCAGGCCCUGUUCUGGGGGUGGGCGGCCGCGCUCCUACACCUGGCUGCAGGGGGGCUACUGGUGAGCUCCUGCGUGUGCGUGCAGGACGAGCAGUGCCCGGUGGUGGGGGCAGCAGCAGCGGCCGGCGUGCCUCUGCAGAGACGCAAGGUGAUGACCGCGGAGAUGAACCAUAAAAAACGCAGCACAGAGUAUGUGUGAGGAGGAAAGAUGGACAUGGAAUGUGGAACACAGAAUACGGAACAUGGAAUAUGGAACAACAUGGAGCAUAGAACACGGAGCAGCAACUGGACUGGACAGGACUUCUGUGAGGAGCAUUGUAUUGUGAGGGCUUCUUUCGUCUAACCAGGUCUUUUUUUGGCUGAGAGUGCGUUACGAGGACAGACACACACACACAGCCGGAAAAGGUCUCAAAUAUAUACCGUACAUGAGGGAAUGCUGCUAUGUUCUACAUUUGUGGUUUUAUUCAAUCACCAAGGUAAUGCCAUUUCCAAUUUCUAUUUGUUAAUAUUCUGGACCAGACAUCCUCAAAGGAAUCAUUUGCAUCAUGGGUGCAGAACAGUUCAUAAACAAUAUCUCAGUUUUUUGUUUUAUGGCAACAGCAACAUUAUGGUCUAAAAUCACAAAACAGUACUGUACAUGAACAUUUGAAUUACGGAAGCAAUAAUAUACAAAAUAGAAAUGAUGCCAAAAAGUCAUACAUCCACUGCAGCCACUUUAUUAUAUAUGGUAAAAGAAUGUUUUUGAAUAACACCAAACUUUUACAACUUAAAUGGGCUUUAAGUUAAAAGGGUAUUAGAAUGUGUGCUGUGUGGAGGAUCCGAUGGAAUGUGUGACUUAGUUUGUGUAGUUUUUUUGGUGUUUUAUUGCCAAAGACAACUGUUUAUUAAUCAAAUGUAUUUAGCUUUCUUUGUAUAGUUGGAUGGCAUGCUUCACAUAUGUUACAUGUGCAAUGUACAAAUGCAAGACUAAAAUAUAUAAAAUAGCUUUAUUCAGCUUGGAUUAUAGACAAACUAUUCUUUACAUCCACUUUUCCAAGUGUAGAAGUCACACUGAAUCUGUAAAUUGAGGACUGCUCUAUUUUAAUGUGUUUUGGGAUUUCACGUUGGAAACCAUUUAAAUGCCCAUAGACUGGUUGUGGCUGUAUUGUAGGCAACAAUCUUAUCUUAGUGAGUGACAUAGUGUACAUAGGCCUAUUGCACAGUAACGCACAAUAAAGCCAAAAGCUUUUGCUUGAUGUGAAUGUGAAAAAUGAAAAAUGUGGUGAAUGUUGAUGUUGACUAUGUGUCAAAAGUAGGCCUAUCAUAAGGAUAUCUACAACAUGUUGUUGUAAUGUGCAGAGACUACCUAUAUAUUAUAUUGGUUCAAUAAACAAAAAACAAAAUCUGGAACUGUACUGUUGUUAUGCUGGCUGGAAGAUUUGAAAAAAGAAAGCCACAACAGUGCUUUUCUCUUUGGGUGCACUGUGUCGACCUUUAGAUCACUUUGCCUGAUGAAGAACCAAAGGUUGAAACGUUGCACCU
Molecule: messenger RNA, 2696 nt
Organism: Engraulis encrasicolus (European anchovy)
Lineage: Eukaryota; Metazoa; Chordata; Actinopteri; Clupeiformes; Engraulidae
Product: putative claudin-24
Exons: 1
Coding region: 685-1374 (229 amino acids)
Biological process (GO): cell adhesion; bicellular tight junction assembly
Cellular component (GO): bicellular tight junction; plasma membrane
Molecular function (GO): structural molecule activity
Source: RefSeq, a predicted model, not a curated record